Molecule: messenger RNA, 6816 nt
Organism: Drosophila melanogaster (fruit fly)
Lineage: Eukaryota; Metazoa; Arthropoda; Insecta; Diptera; Drosophilidae
Exons: 4
Coding region: 829-1827 (332 amino acids)
Cellular component (GO): membrane
Source: RefSeq, marked reviewed
CCGUCUAACCCAGCAGAGGUGUGCAGCGGACAGCAGUUGAACCACCGCAACCUACAGCACCAUCAGCACCAUCAGCAGCAGCAGCAGAUAGAAUAGCUGUGACCACAAGAGAACAGGAGCCCUGCCCUUUGAUCCACUGCAUCCAAUGCAACAACUGCCACCGCAAUGCCCUGCUGCACUGACAACUGACCCAGCUGCAACUGUUUAACUGGCCGACAGACGGCAGAGCAUCGCUAUUCAUUACGCGUCCAUGUUUGUGGUCCACUUGUCGGACGCGGACGCGGGGAGCAGAUUCCUCGAAAGUAGGCAACGAAAAUCGGAAAAUCGGAAAUCUAAUUAGCGACGUCAGUGUCAGCAAUGCAAAUCCAUUAAUUUCCAGUCAUCACAUCAACAACUUUUCGGUAAACAUGCGUUGCUAGAGUCCUAGCAAAAAAGAAAAAAAAAAAGAAUCACGAGAGUUGGGAAAAUUUAACGCAGAAAAAAGGGAAAGCACUUUCCCUUCGCUGAGCGUGUGUGUAGGUGCGUCGGUGUGUCGCUGUGCUGGGUUAUUGGUGUGCCGCUGUGCGUGAUAUUGAGAGUGUGUGUGCGUGUGUGUGCGAGUGCCUAAUAACUCGAGCCUGGCGCUGACAUCACUUUCACUGGGAAAGCGAAAUCGAAGAACCAACCUGGAGCCCGGGAAUCUGCCAAUCGAGCCGCACGGCAACAAAAUCAAUUAAACUAUCAACACUGCACGACAACCGCCAGAACAACAAAGCUGCCAAGAGCCAAUUAUCGAGGAAAAGCGGAGGAAACCAAACGAAGGAACGAAAGACGAGCAUCGCAGCCAAGAUGUUUUCCAUGUGCACCAAGGUGAAAUCGCGGAGUGCGGAUCCGGACAGCUCGUUCAUGCAGCAAUCACAGCAGAUGCAGAUGCAGCUGCAGCAGCCCCAAGCGAUGGGAACUGGUGGAAAACAAAUCAAGGGAGGCUAUCUACUGCGCUACAAAAAGCAAAUGUUCUGGAACCGCUGGGCGGAGGAAUGGGUGGUGCUGUACGACGACUCGACCAUGGCCUGGUUCACGGAGCCGGGACGCUCCUCGCCGACGGGCAAGAUCCUGGUAAAGGAGGCGCCUGAGAUGCUGGCCAUCGCCCACUGGACCGGCCAGAUACCGCGUCGUCCGCCGCUGCCGGCGGGCGUGAAUGUGUCCCAGUUGAUUGCCCUCGGAUCGCAGCGCAAGCGGUCGAAGGUCUACUGGAUGCUGGCCAAGUCGGAGCAGGAGGUGAGCGACUGGAUCGAUGCGAUUACCAAGACCCUGCCGCCGCCGCCUCAAAUCGAGCUGGUGGUGGACAAGCCGCACCUGAUGAACGUGCUCCGUCGUCCGCUGGUGCGCAUUAGACCGGCCACCCAGUCGGAGGUGAAGCAGCGGAAGGCGGCGUCACACGGAGCCAGCGGCAGUAAACACCACCGCUGCUCGUCGGCGAUUUCCACGAAGGUGUAUCGGCAGAGCCAGGAUCCGCUGGUGAAGAGCGACGCGGCGGUGGCCAUUCUCAGCAAGAAGCCGGACUCAAAGGCAUCGCUGGCCUGCGCCCUACCCUGGGGUCACGGAUGGGGAUGGGCCACGCUGCCCAACGGGGUUUGGAGCGGCGGACUCACCUGGUCGCAGUGCGAGGACACCUUCACCCUGCACGCCCUGCCCACCACCCACUGCACCAACCUGAUCGACACCUCCUGCAGCGGGGCAGUGUACCACACGGACAUCGGAGGCUUCGACUUUCACUCCUCGGGCGUCGAUGACAUCGGCGGCGAGGACUUCGACUAUGCCAUGGACUGCGGUGAUUUCAUAUUCUAAACUCCCUUCAGCACAACCCACCGGCACGCAGGACCCAUUCGUCCUUGGCCGCAGAUUUUGACUUCGAUUGGAAGGAGCUCAGCAACUGGUAGUCGCUUGGGUAGUAUAUAAUAUUAGGUGUUGCUAAAUGUAAGGGGAAAUCGCGGCGUUCCGUAUACGCCCCGUUGUCCUUGUUCCAGACGGGCUAACUAUUCCGCUGUACCCUUAACAUUGUGCAUUGUCCUAAUUGCGUUAGGCAGUUAAGUUCUCAGUGUGCUGAAACAUACAUUAAGUGGUAUACAUACAUACACCAUAUGUAAAUGUGGUUAUAGCUGCGGCCAAAGAACUAGUUGUGACUGCUUCUAACAAUUCCUGAUAUAUGACGGUUGCCAAUAAAACUGCCCAGGAUAUUAACCAUCAUGGCUACAUGGUAUUCCAAAAAGUCACGGUCAGGAUUCCAACCUUUGUUGCUUAAAUAAUCAGAUUCCCCAAAAUACCAAAUAUGAGCAAUUCUUAAGUUCAAAUCUUUAAAAAAUUUAACGCAAUUUUAUAACGAACAAAUUUAAUAUUUUACCAAUGUCACAGCUAUAAUGGCCGUUGCUGUAGUUUCGCCUCGAGCUAUGGCUGAUACACGUGUGGCCGUGUAUUUAUCAAUAUAUAUUCGUGUUAACCCCCAACCCACAUUUGCCAACUACCAGCCACCGCCCACUGGCCACAGCACCCCAUUCAGCCACCCACCCACACAACCAACCGCAAUCAGCCAUCGCAGUCGCAGUUGCAGUUGCAACCACAAGCAUUUGAAAUGCGAAAAUAUUUUUGCAUCGCGCAUAUAAGUAGGCUACAACAUAUUUUCGCACUCGACGAGCGAAGAAAUCACAAUAAAUAAUGCAAACGGACAAGGCGACAACUAAAUUAAUACAGUAUAAUUCGCUUAGCUGCCUCGAGUACUUUGCACAAUGCCUCGAUGCAGGUAACUUAAAAAUGCAGCUAACUUAAUUUUUUUUUUUCUAUUUUCUAUUUUCUAUUCACACAAAAAAAUGGAAAAAUAAUGCAGAUAUCUUGCCGAUGCAGCUAACUAUCGAUGCAGCUAAGCGAAUUAUACUGUAACGAGAAAACAACCGCAAGAGAUUGAAAUACUUUUGUGUAUUUUGAGACUUUUGAAAUUUAUAUUGAUGCAAUUUGUAAUGGAAACACUUUUCAAAUUGUUUUGCCAUGAUUUUCUAGAAUUUUUGGAAUCGAUAGUAUUAACCGAAAACCGAAUCCGGAAAAAAGCCCACAUCCCGCGUUCCCCGCCAAAACCCAUUUUUGUGUGCAAAUUUUUGAAACAUUUAUACAGAUACAGUGCGCGUAAAAUAAGUCGGUCAAGAAAUCGAUGCAAAUUUAAUAUAAUUGUGUAAAAGACGAACACAAAAGCAACAAAAAUAGCGAGACAUCCCCGCGGAGUUUUAAACUGGCGCAUAGCAAUUUUUAUAUAGAGUGUUAAACAGAAAUGACAGUAAACAGGAAAACCAGGUAAAUAACGAGUAAUUAACGAGGUAAAAACGAACUGUAGUCGUAAGACCCACACACCGGCACACAGCCUAGUGUAAGUGUUAGCACCUAAGGCAUACGAUUGUCAGAUUGGUUUUCGAAACUAACUCACUCAGAUCGACAUACCCACCCGUACUGAUGUAAAGUUUAUAAAACAAAUCAAGCGAAACACAGAGACAAGUUAGCAUCCCAGGAAAAAUCACGGAGCAUAAGGCCAAAGACGAGUAUGUACAUGUAUAUACAAGUAAUUAGCGUUAAGAACCCAUUCGAGAUCACGGACAUUUGGGAGCGGAGUCAGCAGCAAUCACCAGUAAUAAUCACCCCCAUCGAUUCGAUUUUGAAUUUGAUUUUGAGGAACUUUCGACACGUCGUGUGCGAAAGGGAAACGCCGCUACGGACACCUUGAGAAAAUGUAACUGUAACUGUAACUAACUGUACGUUAGGGUAUAUAGAAUCUAGGAUAAGAAGUCGGGCGCCCGUUAGAGCCACACAAACAUACAUACAUACCUAUGUAUAUGUUAUGAUGAUAUAGGAGUAUAUAAUAGUUGUAUGUACGUACGUACCGUAAGAAUGUGCAGGUUUUCAAAAUGUUGCAUGCCGCGUAAUGUAAUAUACGGGUAACAGGACACUUCAGUCCCUGCGCAUCUGUUGCAUGUCCUUGUACGCGCUAAUAUACUUAUACACUACUAUAUAUUUAUGUACAACCGUAAACCAGAGCCAAGCUAAACAAAACGAAACCGCAGUCGGAUACCCUAACCUGAGCCCGCAGCCUUAGCUAUCAUACCCAUCACACCCUACCGCUACCAGCCCUUUAAAGUGUCUACACACAUAUGUACGAGUAAUGUAUCUGCAUGAAUACAAUACACAAUACCUAUAGCUAUAGUCGGCAGACGCGAUCGGGAGCAUUAGAAACGUACAUAUAGAACCCGCCACGUAACGUAACGUAAUGAAAUGUAGACUAAAAGACUUAAGCAAUUGUCGUUUAGACGUUAAAUUAGAGCGCAUUGAAUGUUGGCUUAUAGUUCUAGAUACCGAGCGAUUCAGGGGCGAUGUGCGGAGCGUUAGGAACAUAUGUUAUUAAGGAUAUCCUCACCACAAUGUUUUAGUCUGAAGUCUAGCCGAAUCGAAAUCGAAAUUGAAUUCGAAAUCGGAAUUUGUUAGCGAGGAAGUUGGAAACGCGUAACCAAAACCAAAACCGAAUACAACCAAACAAAAACCAAAUACUAAUGGAAAACAAAACGAAAGUAAACGUAAAGAAAAGUAAAUCAACCUUGGACAAUCACGCAUACGCAUGUAGGCAAACUGGAUUAAAUAAUGUAUGUAAAUUGUUUAAGCCCUGGGUCGGCAGUAAAACAAAAGUGGACCGGCAUAGUCUUAGCACGUCCAGCAUGGAAUCCUUAAGGGCUCCGUGAACUCAACUAAUCUAAAUACACAAAACUAAAGAAAUUCACAUUCGAUUGAGGACUAGAGCCAGGUCAUGCUUCAAUUAAAUGUCAAUCCCCACGCUCUUCAGUUGUACCGAGAAGUACAUAUUUUUGUAAACUUUAUUAGGAACACCGAGAUCUAAAGCGAAACUACUAUAGUAUUGUAACAAAACAUGGAUGUUUUAAAACGGAAAUUAAGCAAACGCAAAACCAAAGUAUACUUUAGACGCAAUUUUUGUAGCAUAAUUGUACACGUAAACUGCAUUUCCGAUGUUAGCUGAACAACCGUAUAUAUAUAUAUAUAGUAUAUAUAUUACAUAUAUGUAUGUAUAUACAGACACCCACAUACGAGCGCCAAUAGAGCGAGAUACACCCGUUUUUAUUGUGCUGCGCAUUUUCAACGUGCGGCUGAACUGUGAAUUCGAGUAUAGUACCCUAGAUAUAGGUAGAAUCGGUACAAACCAGGUGGUACAGGUGGCAUCGCGUGCAAAGCCGCACUUGAUGUAACCGAAUUAUGAAAUUGUAGAACCCAAUCGGAAAUCGGUGGCAUGUCGUUGUCAGACAAACCGCGGUAUCCGCGGGAUACGCCGGAGGGGCACCCUCAAGCAAUCGGGAGCAAAUAAGAGCAACCGAGGGUAACCGGAAGCGGAAGCGGGCCUCCCGCCAUCCGGCCAUCUCGGCAGAUGUUGCGCAUACGCCCCGGCGGUCGCAGCUGCAACUCACAAUUAGGCUAGUAAGUUCGCGUUGUUUGUUAUCAGUGUCGUUGAUGUUGAUGUUGAAUUGAAUUGAAAUUGAAAUUGAAAUUGAAUUGCCGUGUCAUUGUUAACCGUAUUCAAGUUGUAAACCGACGGCGUCGGAAUUAGCUGUUUUUGGGAACCAAGCGAGGCGACUUAGCAGGGCGGCACUCAUCGACCCACGCAGGAGAUUAUACAAAUUAUACAAGCAUUAUAAAUAGGUGUCCAUAGUACCCAUAAACAUACAUACAUAUAUACAUAAGCUGGUCCAAGGGGCUCUCGAACCAACUCCAACCUCCAGCCAAGUGUCGCGAACUUUUAAUCCGCAUCCGGCGCGCAGCCUGGCCAAGACUCUUCCGAGUCCCUCGACCAUCGACUCCCGACCUCUAGAGAUCCCUCCAGUUUCCCCGAACAGAAACUAGCGAAGUAACCACGUUAUUCUAUAGAUGUGUAUGUGUCUAUAAAUAUACUUUGUAGACGUUCACUCGCCGGACGCCGCCGAGCUCGAAAAAACUGAACAACCAGCCAACCCGGGAAGCCAUCGGCCAGCCAGCCAGAAGCACAAGAUCUCUUCAGGUUCGGGUUACACCCACUCGAGCCCGGAGCAAGUGCUGUCAUUCUCUUGGCCAACUGGCUAGCUCAGCUGGCCAAGUUAAGAGAGCGGCGCAGAUCGCUCUCACAUGGUUUCAAAACCGCAGCCCAACAACCAAAACAAGCGAACAAUGUACGAAUAAUUAUUAUGAAACGAUGAGCAAAUAGACGCUAAGCGAACAGCAAGGAAGCCAUCAAAUGAAUCAGCCAACGAGCGAUAUACGAAGCUCAAUUACCCUGUACAUAUUAUUUUUUCUCAAUUUCGUACUUAUGACUGUAGAAAUCUGUUAACGCAAUAAACGAGUUUGGAUCUUAAUUUGAUUAUGAAAUGUGUAAUAAUAGGUUGGAAGAGCUAUUUCAUAAAAAUUGUAUUUGUGUUUAAUUAUCAUUAUAAGUUUUGCUCAGCACUUACGUGUUUCCAAAAAUUAACCAGAUGGGGUAAUUGUUAUAAUGUACAAUAAAAUGUUUAGAUUUGCAUAUUUAUUAUUAUGAAUAUUUGUAUGAUUAUAUUUUUAAAUACGUAUACUAUAAGCUUGUGAGCUUCCCAACUGAACCCCCAACUAUGAUUAACUAUUGUUUGCCAAUCAAAUGCUAAAAAUACAGCUCAACCAUGUUUUGAUUCGAUGACUUCAAAAGGGGUUGAUGCAGAGUUAAAGGCGGAAAACAUCUGCGAAGCGUCAGCGUUGAUAAAUGUAAAACAAAGCAAAAAGCAAAUAAAGUUUAGCAACAAC